Messenger RNA from Colletotrichum spaethianum, 189 nucleotides. RefSeq lists its product as uncharacterized. NCBI's taxonomy places the organism in Eukaryota, Fungi, Ascomycota, Sordariomycetes, Glomerellales, Glomerellaceae. The transcript has 2 exons. Bases 1 to 189 code for a protein of 62 amino acids. The record is from RefSeq and is a predicted model, not a curated record.
AUGGCACUUUAUAACCUUGCUCAAAACGAUUUCAACGCCCAGAACCUCAAGAACAUUGAAAAUGCCUUCAACAGGUUCGAAUCAGCCAUUUAUCCCGUGGAUGCCAAGUUGUUCCGCAGCCUUUCACUUGACGAUGUAUGGAACGCGGCCAAGGUAGUCGAGCAGCUUUACGUAACAGCCGCCGGAUAG